Topomyia yanbarensis is the source of this 1258-nucleotide messenger RNA. RefSeq names its product odorant receptor 49b-like. Bases 1 to 1188 code for a protein of 395 amino acids. The record is from RefSeq and is a predicted model, not a curated record. Gene Ontology annotation, cellular component: plasma membrane. NCBI's taxonomy places the organism in Eukaryota, Metazoa, Arthropoda, Insecta, Diptera, Culicidae. Gene Ontology annotation, molecular function: odorant binding; olfactory receptor activity. Gene Ontology annotation, biological process: sensory perception of smell; detection of chemical stimulus involved in sensory perception of smell. The transcript has 6 exons.
AUGCUGGUCGGACGGAAACAACCCUUUCGGAUGAUGAGUUCCACUGUUCAACUGUGCAAAUUUGCUGGACUCUGGGAUGAGAAGAAUCAACGAAAAGCACCCUGGCAAGCCGUGUUUAUAGCAUUCAGUCUGAUUUUCUGGUACAUCCUACCAAGUGUGGCGUUCAUUAUUCGAAACGAGAAAAAUAUAACAUUUCAGCUAAAACCGAUCUUGGAGCUAUUUGCCAUGAACGUUUUUACCGUACGGCUUCUGGUUCAUUUGCUGUACCGGGAGACGCUUCAACUGUGCUAUCACGAAAUGCAGCACGUGUUCUCCGACUUCGAGGAUAACCCAGAUGAAGACGUAAGAAGUAUCUUAAAACAUUUGCUGAAAUCGGCAGAUUGGCUCACAAAAUAUUACACUUGCGGUGUAAUGCUUCAAGCCUCAAUAUACGGCUGGGUACCGGCAAUUCUAACCAUUAUUAGGUACAUGAUCAGCGCUGAUCCUCCCGAGCUACCGUCGACCGUACUGGAAGCGGAUUUCAUAUUUUUCGAUCAUAAGUCGAAUUUCUGGAUGUGGCUACCGUCAAUGAUCACAUCGCUGAUUGUUCAGUACAUGAUGCUCACCGCUAUGUCCGCAAACGAGUGCCUCUUGUGGAACCUUCUGCAUCACGUGUCCUGUGCAUUUAAGAUCAUCGGAAUGGAGAUAUCUAAACUGAAUCAGUGGAAGGAUCCCGUUCAGUGGCGAAGAAAAUUUGCCGUUAUUGUAGAAAACCACGAAGUUUGCUACAGGAGUGUUCGCCAUCUAGAAAAUGCACUGCGUCCGGUGAUGGCGAUACUGUAUUGUUCCUGUGUUCUACAGACCUGCUAUAUCAUGUUCGUCGUCAGUAUGGUUAAGGAUUACAUCCUGAUCGGAUCGAUGGUUUUUGUAUUGAACUACACCAUAUUCAUGAUCUUUUCGUUUUCAAUGCUGGGAACGGAGUUGAUGGAUGCGAGCGCCUCCGUUUCGAAUGCCAUCUACAACACGUGCUGGUACGAACGGUCGGACGUGGAAAGGCGUUCCUUACUGUUCAUGCAAAUGAGAUCCCAGAGGGAGGCUACCAUCAGCGCGGCGAAAUUUUUCUACAUUACCCGAGGAACAUUCGCAGGGGCUAUGAAAUCAGCUUUCUCAUACUUUACGAUAAUGCAACAAUUCUACGGAGAAAACUAAUUGGCUUUCGCAGCUUAUUUUAUAUUCUACCGUGACGAAGAUGAUUGUCGCACGACCACAGUAAUCAAUA